Molecule: messenger RNA, 1395 nt
Organism: Cladophialophora psammophila CBS 110553
Lineage: Eukaryota; Fungi; Ascomycota; Eurotiomycetes; Chaetothyriales; Herpotrichiellaceae
Product: NAK protein kinase
Exons: 2
Coding region: 1-1395 (464 amino acids)
Biological process (GO): protein phosphorylation; regulation of vacuole fusion, non-autophagic; vacuolar protein processing
Cellular component (GO): Golgi apparatus; cytoplasm
Molecular function (GO): ATP binding; protein serine/threonine kinase activity
Source: RefSeq, a predicted model, not a curated record
AUGGCGAACACAAUCCUAGAUAUAUUCUAUUCUUUAUCCAGCUGUAUAUGCUGUUUUCCGAGUACUCCGCAGUUAAAGAUCAACAACAGAAGCUUCCGCAUGCUUCGGCUGCUAGGCGAGGGCGGCUUCUCAUAUGUCUACCUCGUCCAAGACACCUCCGAUUCCGCUCUCUAUGCACUCAAGAAGAUCCGCUGUCCCUUCGGCCAAGAAUCGGUGUCCCAAGCCCUCAAGGAAGUCGAAGCGUAUACUCUGUUCGCGCCGCACCCUAACAUAAUCCACGCUGUCGACCACGCCGUGCAAACAGAUUCAACCACGAAAGUCUCUGGGAUUGGGACAGAUGCGGCGAACGGGGCUAGUAAAACCGUCUACAUCCUCUUGCCUUAUUACCGGAGGGGUAAUCUGCAAGAUAUGAUCAACGCGAACUUAGUAAACCACACCCGCUUCGGUGAGAGACGGCUCAUGCAAUUGAUGCUCGGAGUCUGCAAAGCACUGAAAGCCAUGCACCAAUACCGCGUGCGGAAUACGCCAUCACGGUCCGCCGCACAAUCUAUGCGCGACGAUGCCGCAAGUGAAGAUGCCGACGCCGCAAAGCGGAAAGCUCGCGUUACCAAACGAACAACGACGGCGUCACAAGAAAACCAAGAAGAUUUGGCGGAAGAGCAGGAAGAACCGCUCAUGCCCUCCGAUGAAGUCACCCGCGCGCAAGACGGCAAGAAUCCCGGCGAAACGCGGGCCUAUGCACACCGAGACAUCAAACCUGGUAACAUCAUGAUCGACGAUGACGGCCGUACCCCGAUCCUGAUGGAUCUAGGAUCCCUUGCACCAAGUCCAACGCCUAUAACGUCCCGCUCCCUCGCUAUCGCCGUGCAAGACACGGCGGCCGAACACAGUACCAUGCCUUACCGCGCCCCCGAGCUCUUCGACGUCAAAACCGGCUCCGUCAUCGACACGAAAGUCGACAUCUGGAGUCUCGGAUGCACGAUGUAUGCUUGUCUCGUCGGGAAAUCUCCUUUCGAAGCCAGAAGCGACGAGACUGGUGGUAGUCUCAGCAUUUGCGUGUUGGGUGGAGACUGGAGAUGGCCUGAUGAGGGAAACAUCUCAAAGGGCAAGAACAAAGUCGGAUCAACGCCUUCGCGUUCAAAUACAGCGCUGUCGCCGGACGGCGCCUCGGCGGCGAAUGGAGACGCAAAUAAAUCCCCCAAUGCGACCAUGGGAGCUUCUGGUGGGAGAAUAUACCCGCACCCGGCCGCGAGGGAAGUCGUCAGGAGGUGUCUACAAGUUGAACCGGCGGAGCGGCCAGACGUGGACGAAUUGAUGACCUUGAUUGAUACAUGUCUCAGCGAGUUGCCUGAAGAUGAUGAAACGGGAGGCUCGGAGGGCGAUGGUGAUUUGUGA